This is a messenger RNA of Acanthamoeba castellanii str. Neff, 1971 nucleotides long. Its product is annotated as Mphase phosphoprotein 10, putative. The coding region runs from base 1 to 1971 and encodes 656 amino acids. Gene Ontology annotation, cellular component: Mpp10 complex; nucleus; small-subunit processome. Gene Ontology annotation, biological process: rRNA processing. NCBI's taxonomy places the organism in Eukaryota, Discosea, Longamoebia, Acanthamoebidae. The record is from RefSeq and is a predicted model, not a curated record. The transcript is spliced from 4 exons.
AUGCCGAAGCGAAAGGGAGGAGCUGGUAAACAACAGAGGGCGGCGGGACAGAACGGAGGAGUGGCGGCGACGGGGGGCGAAUGGAAGGAGGUAGAGAAGCUGGCCACCGAGGUGGCCCUCCAUCCGGAGGCCUUCGUCGGCGGUGAUGAGGCCCUCUCGCAUCGGCUCGCCCAGGCCACCAAGCAUCUGUUCGAUCUCAGCCGACGUUGGGAAAACACGUCCAUGACACAGCACGGCGGUCCGCUCAGGGAGCUGACGCUGGACGGCUUCGACUCGGAGCAGGUGUGGGAGCAGCUGGCCCUCCACCACACUCCGCUCCUCCGCCAUCUCCGCCGUCAGAGCUACAACCUCGCCGCCGCCUCCGAAAAGCGGCCCCGCACCUUCUUCCCCUUCGUCGGGCGCGAGCCGGAGGUGGUCAAGGAACAGCACAUGGAAGAGGAAGACGAGAGCGAAGACAUGGAAGAGGAGGAGGAGGAAGAGAAGGCAAUGGUCAAUGGCGACGAAGGCGAAGCCGCCGACGAUGAUGAAGAGGAGGAGAGCCUCGAGAACGGGAGCCUCGAUGCUGACGUCACCGGCGAGGAAGACGAGGAUGAAGGCGACGACGUGGACGAAGAGGAGGAUGACGUCGAAGAAAACGAAGACAAAGAAAGCAAGAACACGAAAGCGACGAAGCAGCAGCAGCAAACGGGGAAGAAGCAGAAGAAGCAGGUGAAGGACCGGUUCUUCAGCUUUGACGACAUGGAGCGCUUCAUCGAGGAGGGCGAGCUCGCGGCCGAGAAGGAGCGGGACGAGGAGGACGGCAUCGCGCGGAGCGACGACGACGACGACUUGGACGGCGGGCUCGCCGACGAUCUGGAGGACAUCGAGGCCGAGGACGAGGAGGGCGCCCUCGAUAUGGAGUUGAUGGGCGGCGACUUCGAUGAAGAUGAAGACGAUGAAGACGACGACGGUGGUGGCGAUGAUGAUGAUGGUGACGAGAGCGCGCUGGGCGGCGGCAUCAAGUACGAUCAGUUCUUCGACGCGCCGGAGGGCAACAACAACAACAACAACACCAACAAGAAGAGCAGCAACAAGAAGAAGGGGCUGGAGGAGAAGAUCGCGGAGCUCGAGGACCAGAUCGUGGGCGCGAAGCCGUGGCAGCUGCGGGGCGAGGUCGACAGCCGCAAGCGGCCCCUCAACUCGCUGCUCGAGGAACACGUCGAGUUCGAGACGGCCAUCAAGCAGGCGCCGGUGAUCACCGAGGAGGUCACGAUGGCGCUGGAGGACAUCAUCAAGCGACGCAUCGUCGAGGGCUCGUUCGACGACGUCGUGCGGCGCGAGGAGGACGAGAUCGACACGCGCAAGCCGCGGCCCGAGCUCGACUUUGCCAAGAGCCAGAAGUCGCUGGCCGAGCUCUACGAGGACGAGUACCUCAAGUCGGUCGACAAGGCCAACGCGGCCAACGAGAAGCCGCAGCUCGCCGCCGUGCUCGAGCAGAAGCGCUCCAAGGACCAGGAGGAGGUGCUCCGUCGGUUCGCCCACCUGGCCUACAAGCUCGACGCCCUCUCCAACUUCCACUUCACCCCGCGGCCCGUCGUGCCCGACCUGGCGGUCAAGGAGAACGUGGCCGCCAUUCGCAUGGAGGAGAUCAUCCCCAUCGGCGUGAGCGACUCGUCGCUGCUCGCCCCGCAGGAGAUCUUCGCCGUCGACAGGAAGACCAGCGCACUCCCCUCCAACGACUCGGCCUCCCAGAAGAAGCUCCGCCGCAAGAAGAGGAAACACACCGGCUCCAAGGUGAACAACGGCAUGCCCAAGGGCAAGAACGUGAAGCGGGCGGAGAAGGUGGUGGGCGGGCCGAUGACGUCGACGAAGCUCUUCAAGCAGCUCACCCAGGAGAACCAGGCGGCCAAGGGCGGCAAGCUCCCCACCAAGGCCCCGCGCCAGCAGGACGCCCCCACGGGGGCCCGGAAGGACACCGGCUUCAAGCUCUAA